Spizellomyces punctatus DAOM BR117 is the source of this 2943-nucleotide messenger RNA. RefSeq lists its product as uncharacterized. Lineage: Eukaryota; Fungi; Chytridiomycota; Chytridiomycetes; Spizellomycetales; Spizellomycetaceae. Gene Ontology annotation, molecular function: protein binding. The record is from RefSeq and is a predicted model, not a curated record. The coding region runs from base 357 to 2759 and encodes 800 amino acids. The transcript has 13 exons.
GAGGAUCGUCAUUUGUCCCGAUUUGGAACGCAUUAUCCCUUGCAUGGGACGUACGCGACCAGCCUGGACGACUUGACAAAAACAACCCGACGAUUUCUUCGCGGCCAAACGUUACAUGGGAGAAAGGUCAGCCUGACGCGAUAUAGACUCCUCACCUAUUCGCUAUCACCAUCGUAGCAAGACGAAGGCGUCCCUUCAUAGGACGAGAUUCGUUCGGACGCGUGCGAUCAGGCAGUUUCUGUGUUCUCUUGCUCACCACCGAACGGUCAACGCUCUCACAACCAUCACAAAUCCUGCGAGCUGCACACCACGAGUGAUCUCGACACAUUCCCACUUCUGUUCUGCUUAUACAAGCUAUGUCGGGAUCCGCUGCACAACAAGCAAGUCGAGGCAGCGCGGGGAUAUCGCAGGGGACGACUGUACUUAACGACAGCAACGGUUCUGCUACUGGGGUUGCAACAUAUACUUUGCCCGGUGUUCUACAUUUUCUUCAAGUAGAGUGGCGAAAAUUUGAAAGAGAGCGAAAUGAAUGGGAAAUAGAAAGGGCUGACCUGAAGGCGCGAAUAGCACUACUGGAGGGUGAGCGGAGGGGAAUGGAGAAUCUUCGGACCGAUUUGAUGCGAAGGGUUAAGAUGUUAGAAUACGCCUUGCGACAGGAAAGGAAUAAGUUCACCAAAUUACGACAAGAGAAGCAAACCGUAUCACCAUCAUCAGAAGAUGCAGUGGCAGCGGCUACGCAGCCGAAUGCAGUAACUUCAGGCAUGUCGGCUCCAACAGAAAAUGUACCGACUCUUCCUGAGGCGGUGCUAUCCGCUCCUUCCAACUAUGGUACUCUCAACUUCUCUGGUGGUGGGAUGGGGACGUUGUUGAACUUUUCGAAAGGAUAUGGACAUGUGCGAAGUAAAGAGAUCUUAAAAAAUUACCUGCGGGAAAUGAGCUACUUGUUGACAACAUCCACAACCGGAGGUAAUGUCUCCCCUUCGGUGAACCCGAAAACCGCGGCAAGCGGCAAUGAAGAUCCUUCUGGGCUCGAAUCUACUGCGGACCCGGAAGCAUUGGGAAGAGUGAUUGGAAAGCGGGAGGCGGCAAGGGCUCGCGGGACGUUACCAACAGCGCGGCAAUUUGCCGCGGCUGCCUCGGAAGAAUCUGCAUCAGAAGUCAUUCAAGGUGAACCGCAGCGCGUCAUUACCAAGAUAAAGCGCGAGACGCCGGCAGCUGCAGAACAUACUGAAGGAAGCAAAGUGCCAAAGGUGGACACCAGCCCGCCAGAAGCACAAGAAAAUGCUCCCAAUGAUGCGCGCAUCCAAUCCCCGGAGGAGGCAGUGGAAGGCAAAGAGCCAGCAGUAAAAUCCCUUGUUGAUAAGGCAUCCAAUCAAGACUCUAAGAAACCGAAGGAUAAGCAAGGCCAGGAGCGGAAAGAAAGCCGUGUUAAUGACGGACGAUUGACGCCAGAUGAGAUGCAAGAGCUGAAGCUGACUCCUGAGAAAGUUAGCAAAGUCAUGAGCCGCUUAGAAGGAAAGGGUGCUCAUGCCAAACGAAAAAGUCCUGCAGAGGCAAAGCCGGGCGGUAUUCCGUCCGUCGUUGCCAAUACUUUGUCUUUGGAUGGGGGAUUGGCCACACUGACUUUGAACGAAGACGAUGUGGACGAAGGGGCCAAGAAAAAGGGUUCGGCAAAACCCGCCAACCAAAAAAUCUGGCGGCCCAAAGCGGUAUUGAGAAAUCACAUGGAUUCCAUUCGCGCUGUGGCAUUCUCAACCAAUGAUGGUGCCCUGGUUACUGCGUCUGAGGAUAAUACCGCGAAACUCUGGAAUAUCGGCAAAUUGGAAGAUCGUAGCAAAAUGCUACCGGAGCUGGAGCCCGUUUAUACCUUCCGCGGGCAUACUGAACCGUUGACGUCACUCGCUGUUUCAGCGGAUGGACAAACAUGUUAUACAGGAAGUGUCGAUGCAACUAUCCGUGUGUGGCGCAUACCACCAUUGACAAGAGAUCCAUAUGCUAGCUACCAGAAUACCAAGCAGUUUAAGUUGCAUACAUAUGUCGGCCACUCUGACGUUGUUUGGGAUAUGAAAUUACAUCCGCUGCAGCAGCAAUGCCCAUGGCUGGCUUCCGUUUCGAGUGAUGGUGCUUUGAAGAUAUGGAAUACAACACCAGGGCACUGGCAACUGCGCAGCACGCUAUGGUAUGAGAACGCAAAUAGGGGAGGUACAAAUGACGUGGUAAAAGAAGCGGAAAGCAGCGGGCUGCAAAAUCCGACGUCCGUGGACUGGGUGUAUACCAAUUUGAACAGGAUAGCGGUGUCGUAUCAGAACAGCAUCGUAAAGAUUUUCGACGCUGAAACUGGACAGGAAACGUUGCAAUGCCGACAUGACGGAACCUUUGAUAACACCACAUCUGGACAGAUCAACAAGGUUGUUUGCCAUCCCACCCUCCCGCUACUCAUUACCGCGCAUGAAGACCGAUAUAUUCGGAUAUUUGACACAAAUACAGGACAAUGUGCGCAUUCGAUGGUCGCUCAUCAAGAUUCAGUUUCAGCCCUGGAUAUCUCGCCAGAUGGGCUUACUCUGGUCUCAGGGGGUCAUGACUGUUCAAUACGAUGGUGGGAUCUGACAACACGAAAGUGUGUCCAAGAAUAUACUUCGCACCGAAAAAAGAAUGACGAGGGAAUAUGGGCGGUCAACUUUCAUCCUGAAGCCUCAAAUUGCAUGGCUUCUGCAGGCGCUGAUGCGGUCUGUAAACUAUAUAGUUUUGGGACAGCAUGAGGACUUGGAAAGGGUUGAAUGUGCAGGGAUGAAUGUUCAAGGAUACAGUUUAUAUAAUUAGCGGAUGUAUUUAGGCGGAACAAACACUCUCGCCUUUGCGCACAUGAUUGCACCUUGUUACCUCGGAGGAGAUUCCGUCAUGGGACUCAUUAUUCUUACUCAAUGAUAUACAAUUGUAGGCCCA